UGCCGCUUCUCAGCUGGGGAGAUGGAGCCGCUCUGGGCCCUCCUUGAUUAGGAUAUGUUAGGGUUGUCAGGGCAACUGUUAACGGCAGCAUAUCGUAUUUUUCCCUCUCUGCUGUGGGCUGAAUAUUUUACUGUGUGGUAGCAGGAAGAAGAUUGGGGAAAGGUGCUGCAGCAGGAAGAAGCUGGGAUCUGAUUGAACAGGUUGUGCAGUGGUGGGAGGCAUCAGACCCUGUGUGUCUUUAGUAGGGCUUUUCUGGAAGGAGUGUGUGUGUGUGUGUGUGUGUGUGUGCAUGCGUGCAUGCAUGAGCCAGAGCAAUCACCAGCGCAUGUGCCUGUCGGGGAGUCAGUGGGAGGGGGCUGGUAGGGGAGGUGGGGAAACUGCUGCUAGGUGAGGGGAACUGCAGGGCCUCAGUUGCCAAGUGGCUGGUACUAUCUGUCAGCUGUUUGCAAACUGUUUACCCAUAGGGGAUCUAUUACAAGUGCUCAAAUGAACAGGCAGCUUAGGAACUAGCAGCUUCCUGGGAGCUGCAAUUACAUAAGCAUAUAUUUUUAAUAUAAUCGCAAUUAAAAAAAAAAACAAGUAGCAGCGGUAUGCCUGGAUCAGCUACAGCUCUCCGACAUGAGAGACUGAAGAAGACCAAUGCAAGGCCAAUUCCUCUUGGUUUAUUCACCAUUAAUGAGGAAGACGAACCGCAAAAGAAUGGAAAUUCCAGAAGACCAAAAGCACCCGACAGCUAUAAAGUGCAAGAUAAGAAAAAUGCCUCCAACCGCCCUGCCUCUGCAAUUUCAGGACAAAAUAACAACCACUCAGGAAAUAAACCAGACCCUCCGCCUGUGUUACGUGUUGAUGACCGGCAGCGGCUGGCCCGGGAGCGACGUGAGGAACGGGAGAAACAGCUAGCUGCAAGAGAAAUAGUGUGGUUAGAAAGAGAAGAGCGAGCCAGGCAGCACUACGAGAAGCACCUGGAAGAGCGGAAGAAGAGGUUGGAGGAGCAGAGGCAGAAGGGGGAGCGGAGGAGGGCUGCCGUGGAGGAGAAGCGGAGGCAGAGACUUGAGGAGGACAAAGAACGCCACGAAGCUGUUGUACGGCGCACAAUGGAAAGGAGCCAGAAGCCAAAACAGAAGCAUAACCGUUGGUCGUGGGGAGGCUCUCUCCAUGGGAGCCCUAGCAUCCACAGUGCAGAUCCAGACAGGCGGUCAGUUUCCACCAUGAAUCUUUCGAAAUAUGUUGAUCCCGUCAUUAGCAAGCGGCUCUCCUCUUCAUCUGCAACUUUGCUAAAUUCUCCAGAUAGAGCUCGCCGCCUGCAGCUCAGCCCAUGGGAGAGCAGCGUUGUUAACAGACUCCUGACGCCCACACAUUCGUUCCUGGCCAGAAGUAAAAGCACAGCUGCCUUGUCUGGAGAAGCAGUUAUCCCCAUUUGUCCUCGUUCAGCAUCUUGCAGCCCCAUCAUCAUGCCCUACAAAGCUGCACACUCUAGAAAUUCGAUGGAUCGACCAAAACUCUUUGUAACACCACCUGAGGGCUCUUCUCGCAGGAGGACCAUUCAUGGCACAGCGAGCUAUAAAAAAGAAAGAGAGAGAGAAAAUGUACUCUUCCUCACAUCUGGCACCCGAAGGGCUGUAUCUCCAUCUAAUCCCAAAGCAAGACCGCCAGCUCCCUCCCGACUUUGGCUUCCAUCCAAGUCUCUUCCUCAUUUGCCUGGCACACCCAGACCGACAUCCUCCUUGCCACCCGGCUCAGUCAAAGCUGCUCCUGCUCAGGUCCGGCCCCCAUCCCCCGGCAACAUCCGCCCUGUCAAGAGGGAAGUCAGAGUAGAGCCUGAGAAAAAAGACCCUGAGAAGGAACCUCAGAAAGUUGCCAAUGAGCCCUCACUAAAGGGCAGAGCACCUUUAGUGAAGGUAGAAGAAGCCACAGUUGAAAAGCGGACACCUGCUGAACCAGAAGUUGGCCCUGCUGCUCCAGCCACGGCCCCAGCUCCAGCCUCGGUCCCCACCCCAGCCAUGGUCUCAGCACCGUCAUCCACUAUGACUGCCAGUGCUUCUCCUAAGACUUCUGCAGGCACCACCGACCCAGAGGAGGCCACAAGGCUGCUAGCUGAGAAGAGGCGGCUGGCCCGAGAGCAGAGAGAAAAGGAAGAAAGAGAGAGGAGGGAGCAGGAAGAGCUUGAAAGACAAAAGAGAGAGGAAUUGGCUCAACGGUUGGCUGAAGAGAGGACUCGCCGUGAGGAGGAGUCGCGCAGGCUGGAAGCCGAGCAGGCCCGGGAGAAGGAGGAGCAGCUGCAGCGGCAGGCGGAGGAGCAGGCGCUGCGCGAGCGGGAGGAGGCAGAGCGCGCCCAGAGGCAGAAAGAAGAAGAAGCUCGCGUUCGUGAAGAAGCAGAGAGGGUCCGGCAGGAACGAGAGAAGCAUUUCCAGAGAGAAGAGCAGGAGCGCCUGGAGAGAAAGAAGCGACUUGAGGAGAUUAUGAAAAGAACCAGGAGAACAGAAGCUACAGAUAAGAAAACCAGUGAUCAGAGAAACGGUGAUAUAGCCAAGGGAGCUCUCACUGGAGGAACAGAGGUGUCUGCACUUCCAUGUACAACAAACGCUCCAGGAAAUGGAAAGCCAGUUGGCAGCCCACAUGUGGUUAUCUCACACCAGUCAAAAGUGACAGUGGAGAGCACUCCCGAUUUAGAAAAACAACCAAAUGAAAAUGGUGUAUCUGUUCAGAAUGAAAAUUUUGAAGAAAUUAUAAACUUACCCAUUGGAUCUAAAUCAUCCAGAUUAGAUGUCACCAACAGUGAGAGCCCAGAAAUUCCUUUGAAUCCAAUUUUGGCCUUUGAUGAUGAAGGGACACUUGGGCCCCUGCCUCAGGUAGAUGGUGUUCAGACACAACAGACUGCAGAAGUUAUAUGAGUGUUUCUUCUGAAGAACCAAAGCUGAAAUUUAAUGAGAAUUUCUACAAUUAAUGGAAUUCCUUUCCUGCUAUAAAGGAGCAUCCCCUCCACCCGUUUUCUAGAGUUCUUGACCAUCAUUUUGAAAAGAUUUAUUAAAACUAGCUAAAGACAACAGACUGGAUAGCUUUUCUAAUAAUUUUCAUUAAUAGGAAAAAAGAAAUAUGUCUCAUUCUUCAAUACUUUAAAAUGGCUUUUUCCAGUGUGCUCCUUCUUAGCAAUCAAUAUUUUUCUGCAUUCUUUAAAAGACAAGAGAAUUUGGUUAUAAAAGAAAUGGGCUGACUAGGCAUGAUUUUUUUGGUCUUAAAAGCUUAACAUGUAAAAUUGGCAAAAAAAAAAUUUUACCUUUUAUAAUACUUGAAAAAUAAGUACCUCUUUGCUCUACAAGUAGAAUGAAUAGGAGAAGAGUUUAAGCCUGUUUGUUUAAAUAUUAUUGCAAAGAGCUCUAUUUGUAGAAGCAAAUUAUAGGCAGAUUACCAGGUUCUUAUAAAUACAACUUGUACAUGGACAUUCUGCAAACCCAGCUGUCACAUUUUUCUUGCAACUCCUUUUGCAAAAGCAGACUAAAAUGUUUUAAAAUGUGAAAAAACAUUAUUUUUUCAAAGCAAGAAAAUAAUUUACUGCCCUCUUACAUAAUGUAUUUAUAAAGUUUUUCCAGAUAAACUAAUCAAAUAAAUUAGAAUAAUGUGACAACAUUACAAAUUUAAUUUGUUAGCUGCAUUCCUUCUGAUGUUACCACGAUAGAAUGUUACUACUGAUGAUUCAGGGCUAUUUCUGAAGUCUGUAUGUUGCUGCUGUCCCCAGUGAUGGUGGACUUAUCUUUGCCUUACCUGAUCACAAAUUAUGUUGGGGAAAAUAAAGAUUUAAUAUUUCUUUAAAUAGAAAAAGAAUUUGGUUUUGCUCGUUUAAGAGCAAUGAGAAAAUGAUGGAAUGUUGACUGUGUUUGGCACACAGGACACGGACCUUCAUGGAAGUCCUUGCUCUGCGUGGCAUCUGUCAGCUUUUCACCUUUCAUUCUUAUUCUUCACUUUCGCUGCUGAGCCUAGCUGUACAAACUUGCACUUUCAUUUGCUAAUAUAAAUUCAGUUUUAUUUUACCAUUUUAGAGACUACUAAUGAUUAAAUGUAGAAGGAGAGGGUGCACAUGUUUUUAUGUGGAGUGUUUAAAAAAAUUUAUACCACUGUAAUGUGCAGCUUUUAUUAAAAGAGAAGUUGGUUGAA
Pongo pygmaeus (Bornean orangutan) is the source of this 4149-nucleotide messenger RNA. It is a transcript of the gene MAP7, whose product is annotated as microtubule associated protein 7. The coding region runs from base 591 to 2891 and encodes 766 amino acids. Gene Ontology annotation, cellular component: microtubule cytoskeleton. The record is from RefSeq and is a predicted model, not a curated record. Gene Ontology annotation, biological process: microtubule cytoskeleton organization. NCBI's taxonomy places the organism in Eukaryota, Metazoa, Chordata, Mammalia, Primates, Hominidae. The transcript has 18 exons.